AUGAUACUGGAUUUUAUCACACGAAUCUGCUUCCGUUCGAUAUACCGCAUAAUUCUCUACGCCGUCCUAGUCAUCUCUGGGUCUCUUGUCUUUGACCUCAUUCAUGUGCUAGCCCACAGAUCACAACGAUCAAGAUUCCCCGUAUUGCGAUUCCUGGCCCAGGCUCAUUCUUUCCACCAUAAGUACUUCGGCCGCGACCUGAAAUUCAACGACGGCUUUCGUGUGCAGAAUCUGGUUUGGCAUGUCCCGCUCGAGUUGUUAUGUCAUUUGGCGGGGAGUGCGCUGAGCUGGUUAUUAGUAAAGCUCAUCUCUUCGGAUACUGUAACCCUGUCAGAACUCGAUCUGGCCUUUGUUUGGGCUUUGCAAAUAGGCCAGGCCUGUCUCAUCGUAUGCCGCUGGGGUCAUGAUUCGAAUCAUGUUCCAUACAAGCAAUUGCCGAUGGACCCUUACUUCUUCUUCGUCGGCCCACAGUACCACGCGAUGCAUCACAUUGCACCUGAUAGCAACUUUGGAUCUAUGAUUCGACUAGUCGAUUGGAUUUUCGGUACUGUGGGUACCCUACGUGGACGACGUGUAGCUAUGACCGGUUCCCGGGGCGCACUCGGACAAGCGCUUACGCAGCAGCUUUCCCUGGCACAAGUCAAGCGGAUCAAACCAUUGCGUUUCGGUAUCGAGUGGAGACUGGACGAAUUUUCCGAACUUGACCCGGUCUUGGCUGAGACUGAUAUACUGAUUCUUGCGCACGGAACAAAGGAGAACAGUUACGCUUUGCAGUCUAACUGUACUUCGGUUCGAACUAUCAUAGACCGAUUUCAAGCCUGCUAUACAAGCUCAGGAGUACGACCGCUGCCAGAAGUGUGGUACAUCGGCAGUGAAGCCGAGCUUCACGGUAGUUGGUCAAAAACUGACGAAGCCUAUACAAAGUCGAAGCGCGCUUUUGUUCCCUUCGCUCGUUCCUACUACAACAAGAAGAAGUUUCUGUAUCGCCACAUCGUUCCAUCGGCGUUUGCGUCACCCAUGGGGUCAGGGCUCGUGUCAGCAGAUUGGUGUUCAAGAGUCGUUUUGUGGUGGAUCUCCCGAGGGGCACGAUAUGUGCCAGUGACAUAUACGGGGCUCGCGUAUGUCAAUUAUUUCUCGUUUGUAUUUGGGUGUUCGACUUUUGUAUGUGACUACGAACUCACGAUGAGGAUUGUGGUGUUGCUAGCGUUGCUUUGUUCGAUUUGCGGAGCCUUUUUGUUCUGUUAA
Messenger RNA from Bipolaris maydis ATCC 48331, 1245 nucleotides. RefSeq lists its product as uncharacterized. Gene Ontology annotation, molecular function: iron ion binding; oxidoreductase activity. Lineage: Eukaryota; Fungi; Ascomycota; Dothideomycetes; Pleosporales; Pleosporaceae. Gene Ontology annotation, biological process: lipid biosynthetic process. The record is from RefSeq and is a predicted model, not a curated record.